GUAUAUUUUAUUAUUUGUUUGCUUGUACGAAAUUUUUUUAAAUGUCUAGGAUAGAAAUGUAACAUUAAAUAAGGGAACGCACUCUAAAGGAAGUGUCCGGUGUUCUUGUUUUUGAUGUGCAUCUGCCCACCAAAGCAGACGACAAAACUAAAUGGCAGAUGAAGCAGAAGUUUGUUUAUCAGGUGCCACAGAUGGAGAAAUAAUCAAAGGAUCAAACGAAGAAGAAGUUUCUGGCUCAAAUGAAACAGCAGGAAUGAUAACUGAAGAGGGUAAUGAUGUAAAAAGCCAUACCACAACACAUGGAGAUAGUUUAUAUGAACUUGAGCCAGCAGAUGAAAACUGCGCUUUUCGAAUGGGUGUUGAAGUCUCAGUAGACCCAGCUGUCAUUCACAGCUUAAGCAGUGCUUUUGCUUCACAGGUUCUUCCAAGCCUGGAAAAGGCAAAGUCUUCCAUCAGUGAGAUUGUGUCUAAUCAGCAAGUAAUAAUUGAUACCUUAGAGCAAGAAAACAGCAAAUUCAAGGAGUGCACUGCUUUCAAUGAACUCACUAUUACGAUGCUCAAAGCCAGAGACUAUUACAACAAACUUGUAACCGUUAAAAAGGACAUGUCAAGUCUGCAUGACAGAGCCAUUAAGCUUAAGAGACGAGCACUGAAACUCCAGCAGCAAAAGCAAAAGGAAGAACUACAAAGAGCACAUCAACUGGAAAAAGAAUUAGAACGGGACCAGAUGCUGACUGCAAAGGUUGCUUCCCCUGAAUUUUGAAGUGGAAAAAGGCAAUAAAACUACAGUGGUACCUUAAAUAUUGUCAAUAUUGUUGACUUAACCAUGCCAUACUAAAAGGCUCAUUCAGUAAAAUGCAUGCCACUUUCAUACUUACAAAUAAUUUAUUUUUUUAAUCAAUUGUUCUUCCUGUUUUCCUUUGGCACUGGGAAAUAUUUUUUGGUGCUCUUUGACUUUAUGGUGUUUGUAUGUAUAUAUAUAUUUAAAAAACAACCAACCAUGAAAUGGUGAACAUAGCAGCAGGACAGGUCCUUACUGCUUGAGAUUGACUUGCAAAGUGAUGCUUUCCCCAUUGUUUAAUUAUCUUAAAAUGUCACGGGGGCAGGUUAUAGUAUACAGUGGUCAAGUGUCAAGCAAGUGGUCAAGUGCAAUUCUCUUGAAAAUACUGGUUAAAAACAGAAAUGUUUGAGCACAGUUCGAGUGCCAAGGUACCACUGUAGUUUAUUUUAACAGGGUGGAUAAAAACAUCAUGGAAAGUUAUGGAGUUAUUUUUUUCAUUUUUUUUAAAUGCCCAUCUAAGUGCUGUUGUGUUAUUGAUUACUGGACCAAAUAAAUUUUUCUUGAAACAAGUGGAUUAAUAAAACUGCGUUUUGCAUGCAGUGUAUUUCCAUUCUAAAAGAUAUGUUUUAAAAAAAAAUCUUGCCAUGGUUUUCAGUUUUUUAUGGUCUUUCCAUGAAUUUGUCUUCAUGUUCUUCAGUUCCCAAUAUUUCUUGACAAUUACCAACUUUAUUAAUCCCAAUGUGUAAUUUGGAAAAGUGCUUAGUUACUGAACAUAAAAGUUCUAGUUUCAAGGCAAAAAAUAUUAAAUCUAAAAAAAAAAAAAA
This is a messenger RNA of Pomacea canaliculata, 1605 nucleotides long. RefSeq names its product biogenesis of lysosome-related organelles complex 1 subunit 6-like. The transcript is spliced from 6 exons. Bases 152 to 763 code for a protein of 203 amino acids. NCBI's taxonomy places the organism in Eukaryota, Metazoa, Mollusca, Gastropoda, Architaenioglossa, Ampullariidae. Gene Ontology annotation, cellular component: BLOC-1 complex; transport vesicle; extrinsic component of membrane. The record is from RefSeq and is a predicted model, not a curated record. Gene Ontology annotation, biological process: intracellular transport.